AUUUUUUAUGAUUCAUUAAUUAGAACGUGUGCAAAUAUAUAUUUAAUGUGUGACUUUAUUGGUUGUUUUUUAAUGAACACAGACACGGUAUUUUCUACAUGUGGAAGAGACUGAAAAGAUUUCCAUGCUGCCUAGAAAGGCAACACGGUCUCUGAAGCGCCGCUGAUGCGGAUGUUGAUGCGGCGACUUGUCUCAGAGAAGUGUCAUUAACGACGUUGAAGAUGUUGGCCACUGGGAAGCACACGCAAGACAGUGCGGCGUUGUUUGUUCUCGCCGCUGUGAGCUUAGCUUUAAUAACAAUUCUCAGCGUGUGGAAGUUAAAAAACUUCAGGUACAGACUCAUAAAUGAAACGGGAGGUGCUAUGUUUUAUGGUUUGCUUUUGGGUCUAACAGUGAAGCUCUUGUGGUCGGAACAAGAAGAGCAUGUGGAAACCAUCGGGAGUGUGUGCACUUGUCACGGUCUGAACAGCACUCCUCGUGUCAUAACCGUGAACGCCUCAUCCCACCGGCACUGUUACAGGCACAUUGGGCAAAUUAGCCAAAGAUGCUCGCUGCUCUCUGCACCUCACAUGGAGAACUUUGAUCCCCAGGUCCUCUUCGAUCUCUUCCUGCCAACCAUCAUCUUCUACGGAGCGUACACCCUAAAUCAGAAGCAACUAGUUGAGAAUCUGGGCUCUGUUCUCACCUACGCCUUUUUGGGUACCUUGAUCAGCUGUAUGUGCAUAGGCGCCUGCAUCUACGGCUUCACCAGACUCAUGGUGCUGUCGAGACAAGCUGCAGAUGGAGAAUACUCCCUCACUGACUGCCUCCUGUUUGGCGCCAUUAUGUCAGCCACUGACCCAGUCUCAGUCCUUGGGCUAUUGUCAGACCUGCAUGUGGAUUUUGAUCUGCAUGCCCUGCUGUUUGGGGAGAGUGUCCUUAAUGAUGCUGUGGCCAUCGUCUUGACUCAUGCCAUUGCCUCUUACGACCGGAGGGGAGCAGGACGCGUCUUCGGCCCACCCGCUUUCCUCCACUCUGUUGGUUUUUUCCUUGGAGUGCUCAUUGGCUCCUUCCUCCUUGGAUUCAUCUUCACAGUAAUCACAGCCCUUCUCACCAAAUUCACCCGACUGCACGAGAACCCUCUUCUAGAAACAUCCGUCUUCUUCCUGCUAUCCUGGAGCAGUUUCCUCUCCGCUGAAGCCUGCGGACUUUCAGGCAUCGUUGCUGUGCUAUUCUGUGGCCUUAGCCAGGCGAGGUACACAAGUCUUAAUUUAUCACCUGACAGUAGGACACGGACCAAGCAGCUCUUUGAAGUCUUCAAGUUCCUGGGGGAGAUCUUCAUCUUUGGCUACAUGGGUUUUAUAUGGUUUACCUUCCCUCACCAUGUCUUCAGAGCGCUCUUCAUUUCUGGGGCAUUUUUAUCCAUCUUUAUUUCAAGAGCGUGCAACAUCUACCCUCUAUCUUUCCUGCUCAACCUGGGUCGCACUAAGCGGAUAUCUCGGCCCGUCCAACACUUUAUGGUGUUUGCAGGAUUGAGGGGGGUUGUUGCUUUCAGUCUGGCUGUCAAAGACACAUCAUCAGAGGCAAAACGAACCAUCCUCACCACCACUCUGCUUCUGGUCGUUUUCACCGUCUGGGUUCUGGGUGCUGCCGCCGACCCCUUGCUGCGCCGUCUGAACCUCAGAUUGGAGGACAAAGCAGAUGGGGAUCUGCAGGAUUACUCUUCUGAGGUUGCUUUGGAACAGCCAGACACAACACAAGGACUGUGGCACCAUCUGGACCACCAAUAUUUGAAGCCCAUGCUGACACGCGGCGGCCCCCCACUGGCUAACUCGCUGCCACAGUGGUGUGGCGAAUUCGCUCAAUUCUGCAGCCAGCGUUCGCCGGAGGAUGAGGAGCAGCUUCGUGACACCCACCAGGACAACUCCAGCGUCGGUUUGGAGAAAAGUGAGGUUUCGUCAACAACAAGCAACUCCGAUUCAGAGCACCGGGAUGAUCUGCUAGAAGGAGAUUUGGGUCUCGGAACCGGUCCGUCAUCGAGGCCCGAUUUUCCCAGGGUCUCUUCUAGUUCUGACCUUUCCACCCCAGCUGCGUUAACCCUCACUCCCCCACCUCCCUCUGAGCAUGGGGACUCUGGUCAAAGCGCUUGAAAGGAGCUGAGUGGGAGUUAAGAGUUACUGCAGCCACCAAAAGGUCACACCAUUUUUUCUCUCAUGUAUGUGUGUGUACUUGUGCAUGUGUGUGUGUGCACUUCCUGUUGCUCUUCUGGGUAUAUUUUACAUGUGAAUAGAUUUCAUGCUACAUGGCCACAUAAAAGUUGAUUUCAUCCAUAUGUUUAAUGAUAAAAAGGCAGCAGCGUUUCCCUUAAUCAGUCAAACUUGUAUUUGGUGACAUUUUUUUCCUCCUCCUGUUCCAAAAAGGUCCUGAUUAAACUUUCAUUGCACUGUUUUCUGCCGUUCCCGGUCCCUUUCACCCCUGAGUUUAUUCAUCAGCUCGCUCCACGACUAGCUCAUCGUCCUGCAACGCGACAGAAAUAUUCCAAAAAGUAUUAACCACGCUUGAAAAAGAGACUGUUAGGGUGGCAGGUUUCGUCCAAGUCUUUAAUUAUAGAUUGCACUUUGCUGCUUUCUGUUUGUGUCAUUGUAAAUCUCAGUGCCACCCCCACUGCCUCCCUCCUAGUUGACUCCCUCGACAGCAGAAUGGUGGUAUGUGCUGCACAAACAACAUCUCUGAAGGUUAGGUAGCCUUGUGGACAUCGGCAUGUUAAUGUUUUCAAAGUAAAAGCCUUUCCUUUUGUGAACGGCCGCGUGGACGCACAUGUAGAACGCAACUGUUUUUAGGCUUGUGCUGCUGCUAAUGUAACCCUUAUAACCUCCACAGUUUGCUGUAAUCACAAAUGGAGCUUGAGAACAGACUGAAUCAAAACAAUAAUGGAGACCUUAAAAUAUGCCAACAUGUUUAUGUUUUCGGUUCUGCAGCUUGACUCUUUUUUUUACUUUUGAUGCUAAUAAACUCGUGUUUGUUAUAA
Molecule: messenger RNA, 3007 nt
Organism: Nothobranchius furzeri (turquoise killifish)
Lineage: Eukaryota; Metazoa; Chordata; Actinopteri; Cyprinodontiformes; Nothobranchiidae
Product: sodium/hydrogen exchanger 9
Biological process (GO): sodium ion import across plasma membrane; regulation of intracellular pH; proton transmembrane transport
Cellular component (GO): recycling endosome; plasma membrane
Molecular function (GO): sodium:proton antiporter activity; potassium:proton antiporter activity
Source: RefSeq, a predicted model, not a curated record